AUGAUCCGAGCAGGAACUGUAAUAAUCCGAUCUGAUUUAGACAAGAAGAGGCCGAGGGAAUGGGAUGUCGAAGCAGGUGACGACGAAGAUAAUGACGAACGGCGUUCGUGUGAAGGUGGUGACGACGAUAGCGGUGAUGGGCUUUUGUAUGAAGGUGAUUCCGACUCUGACACAGAUGACGAUUUCACUACGAAGCAUAAGGUUGUUGAAAGAGCUGUCUGGGACACCGCAAAAUCUCCUAUGGUCCAAGAAGAAGAUGGUGAAAGGAAUUGCCUCGGUGUAAGUCCGUGCCACAAAGACAGUCACAAAGCGAAGUUCAGGGGAUUAGUCAUUUUCGAACUGUACAAAGUCAUAGUCAAAUUGAACGACAAAAUCCGCAGCACCCCCUUGGUCAACAGCCGAACAUACGGGGAAAUCACGCAACCGGCAUCCGAGUAUUGGGAUUACAAUCCGGUACCGAUAAAUUAUUACAGGGCGAGCCACAAGAAAGCUGAUACUAUUGAUCUUGACCCAUAUGCCCUACUUCCCCUGUCUGGUGCUGAACCCAGACCCCCAAUGUGUGAAGAAACUGGAGCAUAUAUGUAUUUUGCUUUCAAGAUCAAUGAUGAGGAUAUACUGGUUGCUGGUGAAGAUGAUGAUCAUGUGAAUCUCGACCUAUUUCCAGGUGAUGGUGUAUCUAAGUACUGCGAUUUAAAUGUUUCUGCAUCCGAUGAAAGAUACUUGGACGAGUAUGGUCCCUGUAUCCGGAGGUCUGUGGUUGGAAAACCCAGCACCAGUCCUAUACUAAUGAUGGCCUACAGUUCCAAGUAUCGUGGAACAUGGGCUACUAUUGAUGUUAAGCUGUUGAAUGAAGGGUUUAAGGCUGUUUCUGGUUUGAUUGCUGCUAGGCCUUGCAUAUUUUACUCGAGGAUUCGUUUGCUUUCACUUAAACGAAGGGAUGAGGAUAAGACGGUGAUGAUUCAGAGAAGUGAGGAUGGUUGGGUGGGGAAUGAUGGAAGUAUUAAGCUUACAAGGUCGUUGGUGGCUGUUCCUUCCAUUUCCUCGCUGAUUAUUGGGGCCGUGUUGUAUGACCGUGAGAACGGUGAGAACCUUAUUUGCAGUGGCAAGACCUUUUUCCCAGCUAUGGAAAUGGGGGAGGAAACCAAGAUCAUUUCCUAUAAUGGCGCACCCACACUUAAAGUUACUGCCCGCUGGAAAUGCAGUGAAACAGUCUAA
Molecule: messenger RNA, 1215 nt
Organism: Striga asiatica
Lineage: Eukaryota; Viridiplantae; Streptophyta; Magnoliopsida; Lamiales; Orobanchaceae
Source: the annotation of a GenBank genome assembly